AUGUCGGGAAAAAAGGCGAAGCCGAAGCCGCCCGACAUGGAGGUGAUCCGGGCGCUGAGCCGCCGGCUGCUGCUGCGACUCGUUCAGCCAAAGUUCGCAGAGCCGAAGCGACGUGUCCCGUUCCUUUCCAUCGAGAUCGAGCAGGUGCUGCGCGGGACGAAACAUAUCCUCAUCACCGAGCCGAUGCUGAUCGAAAUGAGACCGCCGCUGAUCAUCGUCGGCGACAUCCACGGCCAGUACCUCGACUUGCUGCACAUCUUCGAGAUGUUCUCCACCAACAACCGCGACAUAUCGAGCAAGAAGAAGCGCGACGAUGCCGACGACAACCCGGCCGGCGAGAACUGGAAUGGCUUUAUUUGCGAAAACUACCUCUUCCUGGGCGAUUAUGUCGACCGGGGGCCCCGUCAAAUCGAGGUGAUCAUGCUGCUCUUCGUCUGCAAGAUCUUGUGGCCAAGACAAUACGGCCUGCUACGCGGCAACCACGAAAACGCGGUCACCAACCUGGCGUACGGCUUCGAGCAGGAGCUGAACUAUCGAUUCUAUGACGGCAACUCGCUGUGGCACCAGUUCAACAACGUAUUCGCUAUGCUGCCGGUGGCCGCCCGGGUCGGCAGGCGCAUCCUCUGUAUGCACGGCGGCCUCAGCAAGGGCAUGAAGUCGCUGGACGACAUCCGGCGCCUUAAAAAACCGGUGCGCAGCGUGUUCGAUGUGAUGCUCGUCCGGGAUCUGCUGUGGAGCGACCCGGCGCCCGGAAGAGGAUUCAGCAAAAACCACAAACGCAACGCCGGCUGGCUGUUCGGCGAGAAUGAGGUGCGCAAGUUCUGCGCCCGCAUGAAGCUCGACCUGAUCGUGCGCGGGCACCAGUGCGUGCAGAACGGGUUCCGGUUCUUUUGCGGGCGAAAGCUGCUCACGCUCUUCUCGGCGCCGCGAUACGCCGGCUCCGGACGCAACAUCGGCGCCGUACUCGUGGUGCGUCGCGACGGGCGGCUCUCGAUACGCCAGUUUCGUGCUAUCAAUGGAGAAGACCCAGGGCCAGAUCGCUAUAACAAGGACUACUGCGACGGGCUGGACGACGACUCGAACACGAAAACUGGCAGCUCAAGCAGGGCAUCGCCACCACCAAGCCAACCACCGCACCUCUCCGAAAAGCUGCCAGGA
This is a messenger RNA of Mesorhabditis spiculigera, 1158 nucleotides long. NCBI's taxonomy places the organism in Eukaryota, Metazoa, Nematoda, Chromadorea, Rhabditida, Rhabditidae. The record is from the annotation of a GenBank genome assembly.